Molecule: messenger RNA, 333 nt
Organism: Candidozyma duobushaemuli
Lineage: Eukaryota; Fungi; Ascomycota; Pichiomycetes; Serinales; Metschnikowiaceae
Exons: 2
Coding region: 1-333 (110 amino acids)
Source: RefSeq, a predicted model, not a curated record
AUGUCUGACGCUUUCAACAAUUAUUGCAUUGCCUGUGACCAGUUGUGCUCUCCACACUCGGUCUACUGCUCUGACUCAUGUCGUGAACGUGAUGAGCAUCCCCAGGAGUCCUCCUUGAAGCUGGCGGACAUUCCUCUGUCCGAUUCGGCGCUGGAGUCAGCUAGUCUGUUCACCACGCAAGAGCUCAACAACCUGCCAUUGCUUUUGGCGCUGGAGAUGAAGGAGUCGGACGUGCGGGACUUUUCGCUAAAUUAUUCGGUCAGCCAGGCGCCUCUGUUGGGGCCCUUGGCGUCCACGUCGCACAACUACAGAUUGUGGCUUGGCGUGUUGUAA